Messenger RNA from Neltuma alba, 2334 nucleotides. Its product is annotated as transcription factor PIF4. Gene Ontology annotation, molecular function: protein dimerization activity; DNA-binding transcription factor activity. Lineage: Eukaryota; Viridiplantae; Streptophyta; Magnoliopsida; Fabales; Fabaceae. Gene Ontology annotation, biological process: regulation of DNA-templated transcription. The transcript has 10 exons. The record is from RefSeq and is a predicted model, not a curated record. The coding region runs from base 117 to 1733 and encodes 538 amino acids.
UCUCUUUUAUAACUAUAAACUUCUGUUUCUGGUUCCUGCAGUCCCAAAAUUCGCCUCAGUUCAGGUGGGGUUUUACUCUUCCUCUCCUUAUCUCGUGGUUGCCCGUUGGCUCAGCCAUGAAUUUUCCUGGUUGGAAUUUUGAGAAUGAUGCUUUUGUCACCAAUCAAAAGAAGCCCAUGGGGACGGACCAAGAACUUGUGGAGCUGAUAUGGCAAAACGGACAGGUAGUUAUGAACAGCCAGACGCAAAGAAAACCAGCUGCAAAUUCUAUCGACUCGAGACAGUUCCAGAAAAAUGAUCAAUCAACAAUCAGGGCUAAUGAGUCGUAUGGGAACUCAAGUCAUUUGAUUCAAGAUGAUGACGCCGUCUCAUGGAUUCAAUAUCCACUUGAGGAUCCAUUGGACCAACAACUUUGUUCAAACAUUUUAUCUGAACUGCCAUCCUCUGGACUUGAGUCGGGCAAGCCAAUAAGACAACUUGAAGAGGGAAAGUAUGUCAAAUUCGGCCCCUACAGUGCUUGCCAUGUGACUGCAAGUUCACAAACACCAAAUAUAAAGCCCUUUUCUCAGGAAUUAUCAGGAGAUGCUAUGCCUGCUCCAAGAGUUCAUUUUCCUGAUUCACCGCAGAAAAAUAUUCAUUUUGGUGGAUCACAAAAUGUCCUCAAUUUUUCUCAGUUUUCAGAAUCCUCCAAAGUAGCCCCAACAUCUUCUAAUGCACAGUCUGAAGGUAAAGGUAAUGGUGGUCUGUUGCAAAACAAGGGCAAAGAGUGCUCUGUCAUGACAGUUGGUUCAAGUCACUGUGGCAGCAACCAAGUCCCUCUAGAUCCUGACAUAAGCAGGGCAUCAAGCAAUGGGGUUUGGACUACCGCUUUAUUUUCCGAGCCUGAACCCCAGAGAGAUGGCAUCCAGAAAUCAAUCCAUCAGAGUGAAAAGGGGAAGUCAGAGGUGCCUGAACCAACUUUGAGUUCAUCAUCAGAUGACUCUGGUAGUCUUGCAAAAACUUGCUCCUGGUCUGCAAGAAGCCAUGGCCAAAAAAGGAAAAAGGUUGAUACAGAAGAAUUAGAGGAACAAAGUGAGGACACAGAACCCAAAUCGGCUGUUGAAAACAAGGUAGCUCAGGGGACAAGGCCUUCCCGAAGGAACCGUGCAGCUGAAGUGCAUAAUCUCUCAGAAAGGAGACGAAGAGAUAGGAUCAAUGAGAAGAUGAGGACAUUGCAACAACUCAUACCUCAUAGUAACAAGACAGAUAAAGCAUCAAUGUUGGAUGAGGCAAUUGAGUACUUGAAAUCACUUCAGUUACAACUUCAGGUAAUGUGGAUGGGAGCUGGAAUAGCACCAAUGAUGUUUCCAGGAAUUCAGCACUAUAUGUCCCAAAUGGGUAUGGGAAUGGCUUCACCCUCUUUUCCUCCUAUUCCAAAUCCGGUGCAAUUACCAAGAACAUCACUUGAUCAUUCCAUAUCCAUGGCUCAACCACCAAACCAGGGUUUGAUGCGUCAAGCUCCUGUUAUGGGUCCCUUUACUUAUCAGAAUCAGAUGCAAAAUCAAGCUCUCUCAGAGCAAUUCGCGCGUUAUAUGGGGUAUCAAUUUAUGCAAAGUGCCUCUCAGCCGAUGAAUGGAUUUAACUAUGGAUCUCAAGUACAACAUAGUCAACCAAUGAUUCCACCCGGCAGUAGCAGUGGACCCUUGAACGGAGCUGCAAAUAAUGAUGAUAAUUUAGGUGGCAAGAUGGGUUAACUAGUUUACAAAAAUGCAUAGCGGAAUCUGUUGUGUCAUGAAUAAGCCGGGCAGGAUGAUACAGGCCAUCUCAUGAUUCUCAUGACUGUACAUAUUUCUUCAAAGCAAAGUGGGGUGGAAAUGGAAAAAGAAAGGAGUUAUAUUGAAUCCAGUUAAUACAUACUUGUCAUGCCAUGCAUGUGAUGAGAUCAAUGAAGAAACUAGCUUUGGUUAAAUGGCUACCUCCAAAAAGGUUACUCUUUUCCUCAAAGUCUUCCAACAAUAAGAUGGCUGUAUUUUUGCAAGUGAUUGGUGAAGGCCAGGGGGUCCACUUUGCUUUGAGACGAUUGUUGUGAGCCACUCAUCGUUGCCUUUGAAAAGUUAUGAUGAAAGCUUUAGCGAACCCCCUUUUGAUGUAGAUAACUAGAUUAAUUAGGUCCCCUUUCCAUUCUGCUUUUUCAUUCCUCGCAAAUUUGUCCCGCAGUGCAAAUAUAUACAACACUGGCGCUGGAUUUCACUAAAAGGAAAGCAUAAUGUUAUAUGAAGAUGAGUUUGAAAAGACUGGUACUGCAUGUUCUGUCCAUUUUUUUUUAUCUGAUGUAAAAUCAACUUCCUUACCUCA